This is a messenger RNA of Recurvomyces mirabilis, 1698 nucleotides long. RefSeq lists its product as uncharacterized. Gene Ontology annotation, molecular function: RNA polymerase II general transcription initiation factor activity. Bases 1 to 1698 code for a protein of 565 amino acids. The record is from RefSeq and is a predicted model, not a curated record. Lineage: Eukaryota; Fungi; Ascomycota; Dothideomycetes; Mycosphaerellales; Teratosphaeriaceae. The transcript has a single exon. Gene Ontology annotation, cellular component: transcription factor TFIID complex. Gene Ontology annotation, biological process: transcription initiation at RNA polymerase II promoter; RNA polymerase II preinitiation complex assembly.
AUGCCGCUGCUCAAACUCAAGACUGGUGGAGCUGGGCAGGCAUCGUCACAGCCAUCGACGGGCGUACCACAGUCUGCCACAUCAGCCGGGCCAAGUGCUACGUCGCCCGCGCCCAGCACAGCGAGCACGAUCGGGCGACCGAAGUUGAAGCUCAAGGCAUCACAACCACCGACUCCAGCCACCGAGUACCCCCCUUCUACUCUGCCGACAGUUUCCAGGAAGAAUGCGGUCGCUGGACUGGCGGGUAAGAAGCGCGGUGCCAACGAUGAUAUCUCACCAGCCACCAAACGCAUUGCUAGUGGGCAGCAAGCGGUGCGGAAACCUUCGCUGAAGAUCAAAGCACCCGCAGCGAAACCGCCGUAUGCCGAUCUAUCAGCCACGACACCGUACAGUGCAGGUAGUGUCAAUAAGCUGAAGCUUUCUGGUCCCAAGAGGAAGAGUACCGCACGUAUCAAGGCACUCACGACCCACAAUGUGAAGCGCGAGGUUCAGAAGCGAGAGACUGGGGUGGGGUAUGAUAGUGAGGACAGUGAACGUGAGGAGGAUCCCGCUAUCCAGCAAGGACUGGUGUUGCGUAUGCAGCCGGGCGAGGAUGCGGAUUUGCUAAGAAAUGCGAUCGCAAAUGGCAAGGUCGGGCUGAGCGAGGAAGGAGGGGUGGGUGUCAGCAUCAAGUUUGUCACACCAGAUUUACGGCGAGCUGUGGUCAAGGUCAAGGGCAGGAUGUAUGCUGCUGCGCUGGUGGAUCUGCCAUGUAUUGUGGAGUCGAUGAAAAGCUGGGACAAGAAAGGCUGGUGGAAGGUGGCGGACAUCUGCCAGAUGCUGCUCGUGCUGGGUCCGGUUAAGAGUGAGGCAGAGAUCAGAGACUUCCCGCUACCGCGCGAGGUGAACAAGGAGACUAUGCAGUAUGCGCAUGGCUUGACUCCUCCUAUGCAUCAUGUACGGAGACGACGAUUCCGCAAGCGUGUCAGUCACAAGCAGCUAGAAAAUGUGGAAGAAGAGGUCGAGAGACUGCUGCGUGAAGACGAGGAGUGGGAGAGAGGCCAGGGUAUGACUACGCACAAUGAGUACAGCCAGGUGGAGUGGGAUAGACUACAGAACGAGCCUGAGCAGCCUUACGAUGAUGAUGAGAUGGACGCGGAUGGCGAGGCGAUAGACACGAUCGAGGACUAUGAUGAUGGUUAUGGACAGACGCCACAGGAGGAAGAGGCUGAUGCAGCAGAUCUCGAGGCUCAGCUGGCUGGUGCAUUCGAGGAAGAUGCUUUUGGUGAGACUUUCGCGGAGACCUUGACGAACUCGCCUGUACCUUUGACCGCGGGAGCAGAGACCAUUAUGACUGACGCUCCCGCCGUGUCAACACCGACAGCCGAAACACCGAUUGCGGAAACACCAGCUGAAACACCGAGAGCGGGGACGGACGAGUCCGAAGAGUCCGACGAGGACGAAGACGACUACUCCGAUGAAGACUCGCCCGAUGUCGUGGACGAGGACGCGGCCGAGAAGGCUGCAGAGCGCGCACAGCAAUUGGAGGAAGUUGCUGAUCUGGAGAGGGAAAUUGCUGCGGUCAGGACGAAGGCGAAUGGAAUGGGUAAUAUGUUGCUCAGACGUAGGGAGAUGGAGAGGCUGGGGAAAUUGGAGGAGGAUCUGAAGAUGAAGAGGAGUGCUUUUGGCUUGGCUGAUGAGGAUGAUCAGGGCGAGUAG